Camelina sativa (false flax) is the source of this 572-nucleotide messenger RNA. Lineage: Eukaryota; Viridiplantae; Streptophyta; Magnoliopsida; Brassicales; Brassicaceae. The record is from RefSeq and is a predicted model, not a curated record.
AUGGGAGGCUUACGUGAGGAACAAGCAAGAGAAAUCGCCAUUGCGUUGGAACGAACCGGCCACCGUUUCUUGUGGUCUCUCCGUCGUGCAUCUCCGAAUAUAUUCAAAGAACCUCCAAGAGAGUUUACAAAUCUUGAAGAAGUUCUCCCGGAGGGGUUCUUUUAUCGGACAAAGGAGAGAGGGAAAGUGAUCGGAUGGGCUCCGCAGGUGGACGUGCUAGCUAAUCCGGCGGUUGGAGGUUUCGUCACUCACGGCGGUUGGAAUUCGAUCCUCGAGAGUCUUUGGUUCGGUGUUCCCACGGCGCCAUGGCCGUUAUACGCGGAACAGAAGUUCAAUGCUUUCGAGAUGGAGGACGAGCUUGGACUAGCUGUGGAGAUAAGAAAGUAUUGGCGAGGUGAUCUUAUUGUGGGAUUGGGAAAGGAUACGGUUUUGGUGACGGCAGAGGAAAUAGAGAGAGGAAUCAUGUGUCUGAUGGAACAGGAUAGUGAAGUGAGGAAGAGAGUGAAGGAGAUGAGCGAGAGCUGUCACGUAGCCUUAAUGGAUGGUGGAUCGUCUCAAACUGCGUUGCAAAC